Messenger RNA from Mercenaria mercenaria, 8140 nucleotides. Its product is annotated as zinc finger MYM-type protein 4-like. Gene Ontology annotation, molecular function: zinc ion binding. NCBI's taxonomy places the organism in Eukaryota, Metazoa, Mollusca, Bivalvia, Venerida, Veneridae. The coding region runs from base 181 to 5472 and encodes 1763 amino acids. The transcript is spliced from 23 exons. The record is from RefSeq and is a predicted model, not a curated record.
AUUGGGGUUACUUAACACUAUUUAUUAAUUUCUUUUGCAUUUCUCUAAACGAAACAUUCAUUAGGCUGUACCCAAGCGUCGCCAUGCCUCGAACUAAUGCCUAACAAAGCGAAAGUAAGCUCUUGAUUUGCAGACAUUUUUCACGAGCCUGACGAGGCAUUAUACGAAGCCUUUAAAGCCAUGGAUCAAGAAAUGGAAGCUGAUGAGUUCUUUCCUGAUAAGCUGAUGUCAGAGCCUGAUGUUGCCUCAGAGUGGAGUAAUGAUCAGACUAUUGGUGAUGAUGUGAGUAAAGGUGAAGGGGGUGAAAGUGCUUUAAAUGGUGAUGAGGAAGUUGGAAAAGGUGCAGAAGAAAUGGAAACAGAUGAACCAGUUUCUAUGCAAGGGGAGGAUAUGGAAAUGGCAGGUGAAAGUGCAGAACCUGCAAAUGAUCUGGAAGAGCUUGCUAAAGAGGUUGAAAUACCUGGAAAUGGUGCUAGUGACUCAGAACUAAGUUUAAUUGAUGAUAGUGGUGAACAAGAGGUCAGUGAUAAAGAAGAAAACACUUCUGAUAGCCAAAAUGUAUUUGAUGAUAAUCUGGACCUUGAAGCAGGUAAACCAGAUGUUGAUGGUGCUGGCAAUAAUAUAGGUAAUGAUAAUCUUGAUAGUCUUGAAAAAAGUAAUGAAAAUGCAAUAAUUUUAAGUGAAAGUCAAGAAAUUAGUAACAUAAAUGAAAGCGAAGAGCUUAAUAGAAAUGAUGAUGAUGUUUUGGAUUUAGAAGAACCUCUUGUUGAAGACAAAAACAUAAUAGACACGCAGGAUAUAGCAGAAGGCCGAGGUGAGGGAGAAGGUAGUACUGAAGAGAUCUCUCAAACUCGAGCUCCAGUUGAAGAUACAGGUGAUGUUACACAAGAAAGUGUAAGUAACAAACAAGAGGAUAACGAGUUUGGAGACGGAGUAGAACACAUAGCUGAAGAUAGUGACAGCAAAAGCAACCAGGAUGCUUCAGCAUCCAACUUAGCAGAGGAAAAUACUGAACAGGAAAAGGAGGAUGAAGAUUUAAAUGAAGAUGAGCUCCUGGGUGCUAAUGAAGAUGACAAAGAUUAUCAGGGAGAAGAGCAGAGUGUGGUAGAGGCAGGCGCUAACUCAGGUUCUGUUAUAAAAGACCAGGAUGAAAGUAGCUUGGAUCUGAAUCAGGAGAGUGACCAGGCAACAGAAGAAGUUUCAAAGGAAAUGAUACCUGAUAAAGCAAACGAUGGUGAAGAUCUAUCCAAUUCUGAAGAAGGUGAAACAGAGGAUGAAGCUGUCCACAGAUCAUCUACAAAAUCUCCAGAACAAAGGUCCACCUCCUCAGAGAAAGAUCUUACUGAGGUAUCAGAGAUUGCCAAUCAGUCAGAAACCACACCCUCUGCUGAUAACAGUAGCCAACCAGACAAUGUCAUGCAGUCAGAAGCCACACCUUCUGCUGAUAACUCUAACCAAUCUGAAGCUGAUAGUCAGUCUGAAGUCACGCCCUCUGCUGAUAACUCUAACCAAUCUGAAGCUGAUAGUCAGUCUGAAGUCACACCCUCUGGUGAUAACUCUAACCAGUCAGCAGCUGUUAGUCAGUCAGAAACUACUCCCCCUGGUGACAACUCUAACCAAUCUGAAGCUGUUAGUCAGUCAGAAGUCACUCCCUCUGGUGAUAACUCUAACCAAUCAGAAGGGACUUCAAACAGGAAAUCUCCAAGUUUUGACAUGUCAAGUGUCAAGAUAAAGAAAGAGCGUAUGGAUAGUACAGAAUCAGACAAAGCAAAUGAAAGUGAAAAUUCUAACACAGGAAGUAGUAAUCUGAAGAUUGUUGGUGUGACGUCUGCUGUUGGUGUAGAAGACAAGGGGGACCACUCUGAACAGACUUCUGAGAAUGCAUCAGCUAAGGGAGAUAAUGCAGAAGAGAAAAAGACUACAAAGAACAAUGAAGUAAAUGAGCAGGUAAAAGUUAAGCAGGAAUCUCUUGCUGCAGCUACAGCCACAGAAAAAGAAGACAUCAAGAAAAUUGUGAAUGAAGAACUUAAAAAGAAAAUAAAGCAGGAAUCCAAAGCUAAAGAAGAUGAAGAUGAUGAUGUUAUUGCUAUCAAGGAGGAGAAAAAGCCUGUACCAAAGCCAAAACCAUCAAAGAUACAGACCUGUAUUGUAUGUGGAAAGGUUGGGAAAUGCAAAUACAACAUUGUAAGGAAUGGUGAUGUAAAACACCUGUGUGAUGAUACCUGCUUCAAACGUUUCCGCAGCAGUCCGACCACAUACCUAAAACAGGCUGAAGGUAUUUCCCAGGCCCAGUCUAAACCGGACCAACAGACCAACAGUAAACCGGCACCUACCCCAUUGAAGAAUACAGCACCAGUAAAGGCAGUACCUAACCAACAGGCAUCAUUUCAGCAGCAGUCACAGGUGUACAAGACCUGCACAGUAUGCCAGUUGAUGAAUGUACGCACUUCAAAACCAUUCCUAAAUUGGCAGGGCCUUGAUUUUUGUGGGGAAGAAUGUCUCGGAAAGUAUCAGGGAGGUCUUAGCAACAACUGUAGUUAUUGCUCUGGAGCCAUCUUUCCGAACAACAAAGCCAAGUUUUGUUGCCGAGUAGGGAACGAGGUGAAACAUUUCUGUAGCACAAACUGUAAUAAUGAUUAUGUAAAGCGAAUGAAACUUUGUGCAUUCUGUAAUAAAGAUCUGGCACAAAGUACAGAUUCUUUUAUGGCCCCUGUUGGAGAAACAUUUAAAGACUUCUGUAGUCAGAACUGUCUUCAGAAGUUUGAAGAAAAGAAUAACAAAGACGUUGAGAUAGUUGGGGUUCAGAAAGGGCAAAAAGCGUCAAAAGCACCAAAAGGGAACUUCAUAUGUGCUGUAUGCGGUAAAGUCGGCCCAGUGAAACAUGAAUUUAAGCUUGAUUCAAAAGUGAACAGACUUUGUAGCGAUCCAUGCUUCUCAGCAUUCCAGUAUGCAAACAAACUUACACUGAACACGUGUGACAACUGUGGCACGAAUUUGAAUUCGGAAAACCAAGCUCCACAGUAUGUGCAAUUUGAGGGCCAGCAGCGGCGCUUCUGUAGUUUUAUGUGUGUGAAUACAUUUAGGAAUACAAAUAAAAAGACUGUGCCAUGUGCUUGGUGUGGAAACAAAAAGAGUAACUUUGAUAUGAUUGAACGUGUAGAUGCUAACAACAAAUAUCAGCUAUUCUGCUCUCUGAAUUGUCUAUCACUAUACAGGGUCAACCUACAGGCAACAUCAAAUCAGGCAGUGACAUGUGACCAGUGUCGAAAGUUUGUACCAGCCCAGUACCAUCUGACAAUGAGUGAUGCAUCGGUUAGAAAUUUCUGCUCGUACGGUUGUGUGAUGCAGUUCCAGGCACAGUUUCAAGCACCUGCUAAACAGGUACCACAUCAAAAUUCAGUGAAUAAUGCAGUAAAUGCAGGCAAAGGUGUUUCCCCUGCACAACAACAACAACAACAGCAGACAACAACACGAUCAGGGAGAGUUGUAACAAAAGCUCCUAAAGUAGCAGCUGCUGCCCAGCAACAACCAGCAGGAAAGGCCCGAGCGACUAAGAAAGAUGGUGACUCGUUCCCAAUAAUCUCUAAUGUGGUCUCCUUGGCACCACAAGGUACACAGCAACAGAUCAAUAUUAAAUCAUCAACUCCUGUGACAGUAACCAACCAGCAGCAGGGAAUCAAGGCAACUACAACAACAACAGGAAACCAGACUGUUCAGCAACAGAUCAUUAUACAGCCACCACCACCAAUAUCUGUGAAGAAUAAAUCACUGUUGUGUAAACCAUUCACACAGACCAAAGCCACUUCUUGCCGACCUCAUACACAAAUCAAAGAAGUUCAGACAGAGGGUAAAUCGGAACCAGAGAAGUACCUGAUACCUGUACCCGUGCCGCUGUACUGCCCCACACCAUUAGCUAUGUACUCUGUACCAGUACCGGUCCCAUUUCCCGUACCGGUGCCAGUACCUGUGCCAGUGUUUAUACCUACAACAAAGAAGAGUGCAAACAGUAUCCUUAAGCAGAUCAAGGAAAUUCGAGAAAAAAUUCCCGCUGACCCUCUGGAGGCGGAAUUGUUAAUGAUGGCUGAAGCUGUAGCUGGGAAAGAUGAGGAAUCCAGUAGCAGCAGUGAAGAAGAAGAUAACACUGCACCGCCUGUGAAGGAGACAAGUACGGCACCAGCUGCAAGCAGCAGUGGUGGUGGUGAUCUCGGAGAGGACAUGUUACAGAUGGCGCUAAGAAUGGCAUCAGAGAUGACAGACGAGCCGGUCAUGGAUCUUGAAAACUCACUGGAGCCAGUAGCUGUAAACACCGAGCCACCAGCACAGCCAAAACCAGUUGUUCCUCCCCCACAGCCGGUAGAGGAGGAUGAUGAAUACAUGCCCUCAUCUGCACGUUCCCGUCGGUCAAGGGGAGGAAAUAAACGACAGUCACGUAGUACACCGAGAAGAAACCCUAAACGCCAAAAAGUGGAAAUUACGCCACAGUAUCAUGAGGCUACCCCAUCACCCCCUGCCCCUGCGGCUCCACCCCCUGAUGCAAACUUCCAUCUUAAGUACACUUAUGGCGUGAAUGCAUUUAAGCACUGGGUUAUACAAAAGAAUAGUCAGAUUGAGCAAGCCUCAAAGCCAGGUCACGGGAAAAAUUUGAAGACAUUUAAAACAGAUAUACUCCAGUGUACAGCUGAUGAGUUGAACUACUCAUUGUGUUUGUUUGUGAAAGAAGUUCGGAAACCUAACGGGGAGGAAUACGCAGUUGACAGUAUAUAUUAUCUGUGCUUAGGUAUUCAGCAAUACUUGUUUGAGAAUGGAAGGAUUGACAACAUCUUCACAGAUUUUUACUAUGAACGGUUUACUGAGGGACUCAAUGAGAUACUCACCAGAUAUGAGCCAAAACUUAAUCAUGCAGGCCAGUUAGUGUGUCGAAUUGAAGAGGAACAUCUAUGGGAAUCCAAGCAGCUUGGGGCUCACUCCCCGCAUGUCCUUCUCAACUCUCUUGUCUAUUUCAACACCAAAUAUUUCAUGUUGAAAACAUCAGAGGAUCAUCUUAAACUGUCGUUCACACACAUUAUGAAACAUUGGAAGAAAACUGCUACCGGACGAGGCUCUGGUACAGGUCCUAACGCUGGAAGGAGUGUGUAUCUGAGAUACUAUUGUCCCACACCACAGGGAAAAGCAGAUAAUCAGAAGAAAAAGAAAGAAGAGAUGCCGGUGUAUGAGCAAACAGAAAAUCUUGACAACCCGUUGAGAUGUCCGGUUAAACUGUACGAGUUCUACCUAUCUAAGUGCCCGGAAAGCAUUAAAAACCGUAAUGACACUUUUUACCUGGUGCCGGAAAGGUCAUGUGUACCGGACAGUCCUGUGUGGUAUUCUACCGGAACGCUUGGCAUAGACCAUAUGGCCAAAAUGUUGAACAGAAUACGAUUGGUGCGAGAAAUACAGGAGGCACAUUUGCAUACCCAGCCAAUUUACAUUUGAUAAAUUCAAUGUGUAUAAUUUCUUUAAAAAAUGAUUUUAUUUGUGAAUCAAUUCAGAUAAUUGAUUCUUGUUAUUAGAUUGAUAGGUGCAGCUUCUGUGAAAACUACAAAGUUUAAGACACAUACUAUUGAUACAUACCUUUCAGUAUAUAACCCAGUGGAAUAGGAAUAACUGUCUUGUGCAAUAGUUUGGACAUAUACUGUUGAGACAAGUCUGUCGGUAUAUUACCCUGUGGAACAGGUUGGUCAUAAACUAUUUAGACAUACAUGUUGGUAUGUAACCCUGUGAAAUAACUUGAUCGUGCACGCUAUUCAGUCAUCUAUUCGUUAAGUAGACUGAUCACAUUCUAACAGUGAAAUUCCAGUUCAUGUUAUUGCAUUUGUUAAUGAUAUCACAAACCUGUUUUCAGCAAUUUGUUUAAUUGGUAUUAAUGAGAAUAUACUGCUAUUAAAACUUUUAAUCCACCAGUCCUAUAGUUUUAUAAAUUUUUGUAUCAGUUUGGAUGCAGGAAUUAAGUACAAGAAGUAAGUCUGUGGGGAAUGAGCAUUACAUAUCCCAGAAUUUGAUGUAAAAUUGGUUGUGUUUUUAUAUUUGUAAAAAUUAAGCAUGUACGAUAGAUUGUAUUGUAUGGAAAUUGAUACAUAAACAGCUGAAUGUUGUUUUGCUUGUAAAUUGAAAGCAGGAUUUUUACAGUGUUGAAGUCAUCUGUCUAUAUGAUACCAGUAUGUGUAAUAAUCUUCGUGUCAGUAUGAACUAAGUCCUGAAGUUGUAUUCAUUUUACAAAACUCUGUAUCUAAACAAGGGCAUUCACAUCAAUUUUUAAUUUUGCUUCGAUUUCUGAUUUUUACAGUCGAGGGGAGAAUAUAGUGAGGUCCGAAUAUACUGUCAUAAUUCACUGAAUUUAAAUAACAACUUCUGACAGUUUUCUGUUCAACCCUCAAAAUGUAUGUUUUCUAGUGGUAAAAUUUGAAAACUUGGCUGAAUACUGAAACUUGUAUAUGAUUAUUGUCAGUAGUGUAUAAAUUCAAACACUUUUCUAGUGUUGAUUUGUAGGAGUAAUUUCAUGACUUAAAUUGUCAUUCAUUUUGUACAUUAUGAAUUUGUUGUAGAAAAUGAGAAAUCGAAUCAUUUUUUAAUACAAAAUUUGUUGUUUUAUUACAAAUAUUUGUUAGCUGUGUCUGUCUUAGAGUAAUAUUUGUAUAAAAUUAUGUCGUAAAUUUCUUCGCUUCAGUGUGGAACUAUUUUAACUGUAUAUAUAGAUAUGAAAGCAGCUGAUAAAACAGUUUAAUAUUGAGGUGACAAAAUUCUGUUGGCAAAAUUAAGGCUUCUUUAAAAAAGUGUUCUACCUUGUUCAAGUUUUUAUUGGGCCAAUAGCCAUGAUUGGAUCCUGUGACAUUUCUUUAAUGAAUGCCCAACAGAUCAGGAAUUAUUUGGGUCUUUUUUACCAACUUGAAAAAAAAAUCUUUAGAAGUGAGUAUAUUUUAAAACAAACUAGAAAUGCAGAAGAUUCAUUGAUUCCACUCUACUACAUACAGGGCCAAUGGUCACAAUCAAUGGUUCCACUCCACUGCACACAGGGUACAAUGUCCCACAACUGCAUACAUGGUCAGUGGUCAGUGUAUGCUGCACACAGGAUCAGGGGUCAUACUCUGCUACAAACAGGGUCAGUAUUAGCACUACUACACACACGCUCAGUCAGUGCAACUUGAAGCAACACUUGCACAGGUGGGCAUCCAGAAAGUUGUUAGUUUUGUAACAUGAGCAGCUCUUAUCCGAUGUUGAUCAAACUUGGUUUCUAUGUUUAUGGGCGUGUUACUCUGCCAUGUUUGCUGGCUGCUGGAUCCUUUUGAUUCUGGAGUUAUGGGCCUUGAAUUACUCAACAUUGUGAAAAUUAACAUUGUCCAUUCUCGAACUUGAGCAAUUCUUCUCCAUUGUUCACCAAACUUGGUUACUGUGUUUAUUGGUAUUUUUAUCUCAGCCAAGUUUGAUAGCCAGUAUAAUCCCAUUCAGUACUGAAUUAUGGCCCUUGGAUUUCUUAAUGCGAAAAAUGACAGUGUCUGCUUAAUAACUUAAAUAGUUCUUAUGCAAAAUUCACCAAACUUGGAAUGUUUAUGGGCAUGAUGUGUUGGCCAAGUGCAAUAACCACCCAGAUAGUCUUUGUAUUGAGUUAUGGCUCUUGAAUCUGUCAAAAUUGCAAAAAUUAACAACUAGUCUGCUCAAAAAGAUGGGAGUAUUUUAAAACUCUAAAGAAAUUUGCAGGCCUGUAUUGUGAAAAGUUUUUCACAUUUUUAUUUCUCCAAAGUUGAAGGUGAUGUGAUUUUCAUUUCAAACUUGCCUUUAGUUGGCAGCUGUGUCAUUUAUCAGGUACUAUAUCCCACUACAAGGCACUCUGACUUAAUGUCUGUAAACUGUGCGAUUUUUUUCAUUUUCUUUGCUUAGCUAUGCACAAAAUAUAUAAAAAGAAAGAAAAACAAAGCAGCUAGUAAUUAGUAUAAAAAUAAACGAUUCCUAUUAAGUAAUUGAAGUGUUAUAAUUGUUAACACUUGCAUAUUUGCAGCAGCAUUUCUCCUGAUGUUUCAGAUGUUAGAGCUUUUGUACAAUGUUAAAAGUCAUGUUGCUACUUAGUUACUCGAUCAAUUAGUGCAAAUAAAAUUCAUGUGUAGAGAAA